AUGGAGCAGACGAGAACACCACCAGACAUUUCCUCGUUGACCAAACGAGCUCCAUUGACCGAGCGACAACCCCGAGCUCGACGUUCAUCCAAUGUCUCGAAAGCUUCAGGAUCCUCCAAGUUGGGCACACCAUCACGUAUACCUCACCACGAGUCGAUUCAUCCCGAAGGCAACCUGUCCGUUGUGACUAGACCACACGUGCCAUCACCUCGACCUCGCAAUGACAGAAUAGUUGCGAUCGCCGAGGAUGAGCCUAAGGCAAGCAAAAGAGAUUCUCAAAUCUCCACUACCUCGACUGUUUCGAGCAGUAAAGCAAAGAGAAAGACACAUAUUGGACCAUGGCAAUUAGGCCGUACUCUUGGCAAGGGUGCCACAGGUCGCGUCAGACUGGCAAAGCAUGCCUUCACGGGUCAGACCGCCGCUAUCAAGAUUGUAUCCAAGAAGUCAGCCGCUCUGGUUCAAAGUGCGAGCAUGCGCAAGAUGGACGAUGACCUGACAAGCAAUAUUUCGGGUGCCAGAACAAUGCCCUUUGGUAUCGAGCGCGAGAUCGUCAUCAUGAAGCUUAUCGAGCAUCCCAAUAUCACCAGCUUGUACGAUAUCUGGGAGAACCGUGGUGAGCUCUAUCUUGUUCUUGAGUAUGUCGAAGGUGGUGAGCUCUUUGACUAUGUCAUGCGCAAUGGAGCCCUUCCCGAGGGUGAAGCUGUCCGUCUCCUGCGCCAAAUGAUUGCUGGCCUGGCCUAUUGUCAUCGCUUCAACAUCUGUCAUAGAGAUCUCAAGCCUGAAAACAUCCUUCUUGACCAGGACCACAAUAUCAAGAUAGCCGACUUUGGAAUGGCUGCGCUCCAGCCGCAAGGUCAAUACCUCACUACUUCAUGUGGAAGUCCUCAUUAUGCUGCUCCCGAGAUCAUCACAGGACGUCAAUAUCGAGGUGACCAGGCUGAUAUAUGGAGUGUUGGCAUCAUCCUGUAUGCCAUGCUAAAUGGCUUCCUACCUUUCGAUGGAGGCGAUUUGCAUAGCACUUUAGCCUUGGUCAAGAGAGGAGAGUACUACUUGUCGCCAAAUCUGAGCAUCGAAGCCGCAGAUUUGAUUCAGCGUAUCCUGCAGAAACGACCCGAAAGACGUAUGACCAUGAAUGAGAUUUGGCGGCAUCCACUCCUUAAGAAGUACGAAAAGAUACACGCUAGUCUGGCUGCGCCGGGCAAGUUGGCUGGUCCGCCACCACCAUUGACCUCGGCCGAAUGUGGUCCUCGUCGCAUCAAGCCAUCAGAAGUAGACCGAGAACUGCUCCGGAACUUGCAGGUACUUUGGCAUGGUCUCGGGGAGGACGAGGUUGUCAGACGUCUGACCAGCGAAGAGCCAAACCACGAGAAACUCUUCUACUGGGCUUUAAUCAGAUUUCGUGAAGAGCAACUGGAGCAUUACCUUGGUGAUCCCUUACAGCAUUCUGCAAGUGAUUACCACCACCUGCAACAGCCUGCUCUUCCACUACCCAGGGGCGCUACAAGAUCGGCCAUACACCAGCGGAAGAACUCACAAUUCUCCAUCGUGAGCGAAGACAGUAUAGUACGUGCAGCAUACUACAAGGCUCCAGGAACGGCUGCCAGCAAGACAACUCAGGUCAGCUACGACCCUUACAGAUCAUCCAGGACACACAUCGGUCACGGUCAAAAAGCAGGUACCACGAUCGUUGUUCGACGACCGGGCAGCCGUGCAUCAAUUCAGAGAGCCACGACUUCAAGCCUGCGCAAUGCUCUUCUGGAUCGAGCUUCUCAGCCAGCAAUGGUUCCUGACACAUCGUCACUCGAUGUACAAGAGUUGCAAAGACUGAUUCAGCAGAAGAAGGCUACCUAUGGGACGAUCUCCUCGUUGAGCUCGAUGGCAAGCUCUCAACGUCAUCGGGUCUUCCGAAAGUCAACUAGCUAUAGAAGGAGCGUGUCCUUUCGUCAUCUGCACCAGCGUCAGCGGUCUAGUCACACUCCAACCACGUCCAAGCGCCAUAGUCCUCAGACAUCCUUUUCCAGACCUGGGACGAGAGAGUCGAAUCAAACGUUCUCGGACAGUCGCAGUACACCAAGUCUACCAACUCCUAACCAUGUCACUCAACCUAGGAGACCUGCCUCCGAUCUUGAUCUGCAUAGUACGCGUGGUGUGCAUAUGACCUGGAGGGAAGAUGCACGGCACGUCAGUGCUGAGCUGUCCAAGAUUUGUGAGGAAGCAUUCAAUAGAUCGUCUACAUCAUAUACCAGCGACCUCAGUCACUCACAACUGGCUGUGGAUUCUCCAGCUACGACUGUAUCGAUCCCAGAGUCUUUACUACCACAAUUCAGAAAAGGUCACGCGAUCAUGCUGACUCCAGCACUGCGAAAUUUGCUUGAACGUCGUGCUAGAAUUAUUGAAACUUGGGGUGCUGGCGACCCGAAGACAUUAGCCGACGUUGUCGAGACAUUGGACCGUCGCAUAGUUGAUGAGCAGCCAAGAAUCGAGGCGAACGCGGAGCGACGAUUUGCUUCAGAUCCAAGCAAUGACAAGUUCAAGGCCGGCAAAGACACGUUCUCUGCCACCAACAUGGCAGGCAACUUGAAAAACGACCGCAGUGUCGGAUCAAGAGCAGUAUCGGAUCCUGUACGGUCCCAUGGAAACACGAUCCGUAUGGUAACGCCAGCAUCGACGUCGCCCUUGGCAAUGAUAGCAGCACGACCUAGUAAAGCUGCACCCAUAAAUUCUCUGAAAGGCGGUCCGUCAGAUGCCGUUCGGAAUAGCUAUGACAGAAGACUUCUUGCUGCUCAGUCUCUUGAGCCAAUAUUGGAGGAUUCUGCCAAAUCUCCGAAGAAACCGUCAACGAUUGAGACGAAGAAGUGGUCGUGGCUUAGCAAGAAAGCAUCAGCUUCCAACGAAGAGUUACCACCAACGCCACCACAAAAGGAUACCCCGAAGGACAAGCAGGCACGUCCGGCCUCAAACUUGUCCACUAUUUCAGCGGAUGAAAGAACACAAACGACUACAAUAGAAGAAACGGAAGCUAGAAAACGUACGUGGUUUCAGAAAAUGUUUAAGCCUCGACGAGACCAAAAAUUGUCUUUCGACAGUGAUCACCAGGUCAUUUCUGGCGACACAGAAGAAGGUGACGACGUCGAAGGUCUACUUACGCCUGCUCCUCAGGGAGCAUAUCGAAGAGGCCAUCGGCAUGUACCAAGCAUGGAGGGUGUAGCAGUUUCUUCUGCAUCGAAUCGAGUCGAAGCAAGCAGUAACUGGUUCGCCAAAUUCCUGUAUGUCAAGCCUGCUACAAGUGUGGUCAUCAUGCGAACUAGCAAGGCACACGCUCGCAAGGAGAUUGUCAAGAUCCUGAGGGAAUGGCGCAAGUUCGGGAUUCGUGAUGUUGCAGUUGAAAAGCGACCCAGUGGUGAUAUCGUUCGUGCACGUGUGGACGCUGUGAAUUAUUUGCAUAUUAGACCUGUACAAUUUUUCGCCAGCGUAUAUACAGUUUUAGAGCGCGGAAAGUUGGCCAAUCUUUCUAUCGUGAAAUUCACUCAGGAAAAGGGUGCGGCAAGCAGUUUUCGACGCGUGGUAGACACAAUGGAAUCAGUCCUCAAAGAGGGUGACUUGGUUCUUGCAGACACGAACAAGAAGAAGAAAAUUCUGAGGAGCAUGAAGCAAGCAGGACUGUAA
Molecule: messenger RNA, 3666 nt
Organism: Lithohypha guttulata
Lineage: Eukaryota; Fungi; Ascomycota; Eurotiomycetes; Chaetothyriales; Trichomeriaceae
Gene: GIN4
Product: serine/threonine-protein kinase gin4
Exons: 2
Coding region: 1-3666 (1221 amino acids)
Biological process (GO): intracellular signal transduction; protein phosphorylation
Cellular component (GO): cytoplasm
Molecular function (GO): protein serine/threonine kinase activity; ATP binding
Source: RefSeq, a predicted model, not a curated record